UUCGUCUUCCGCACACGCGCGCCCCUUUCCCCGGCCUUCAACCAUCUUUUUCCAUUUACACGGGCCUGCAGAUCAUGGCAUUUGGCGAAAGAGGCGGUCGUGGCGGCUUCGGACGAGGCGGAGGAGGCGGCAGGGGAGCUCCCCGCGGUGGUGGAUUCGGUGGUCGUGGUGGCCCCCCUGGUCGGGGUGGUAUGCGUGGCGGACGCGGCGGUGGUCGUGGUGCCCCCGGCGGUCGUGGAGGUCCCCGUGGCGGCGGACGUGGACGCGGUGCUCCUCGCGGUGGUCGUGGUGGUGCCCGCGGCGGCGCAAAGACGGUCAUCGAGCCGCACAAGCACGCCGGUGUCUUCAUCGCCAAGGGCAAAGAGCAGAUGCUCGUCACACGCAACCUCGUUCCCGGCGAGUCUGUCUACGGCGAGAAGCGCAUCUCUGUCGAGGGUCAGGAGGAGGGCACCAAGACGGAGUACCGCGUGUGGAACCCGUUCAGGAGCAAGUUGGCCGCUGGCAUCCUCGGUGGUUUGGAUCACAUCUUCAUCGGGCCAGGAAACAAGGUCUUGUACCUGGGUGCCGCCAGCGGUACGAGUGUGAGCCAUGUCGCGGAUGUGGUGGGUCCGGAGGGGACGGUGUACGCGGUCGAGUUCUCGCCUCGUUCGGGACGCGACUUGAUCAACAUGGCCAAGAAGCGGACGAAUGUUAUUCCCAUCGUUGAGGACGCGCGUUUACCGCAGAAGUACCGCAUGCUGCUCGGGAUGGUCGACACGAUCUUCGCCGACGUUGCGCAGCCGGAUCAGGCACGUAUCGUGCUCGAGAACGCGAAGCAAUUUCUGAAGGACGGCGGACACAUCGUCGUGUCCGUCAAGGCUAGCUGCAUUGACUCGACUGCGCCGCCAGACGUAGUGUUUGCGGCGCAAAGAAAAGAGCUGGAAGAGGGCGCUUGCAAGCCGCUCGAGCAGCUCACCCUGGAGCCGUACGAGCGAGACCACGCUAUGAUUACUGCCGUGUACUUGAGGCAUAAGAAGAGCACUUGAGGUGUCUUCGUUCUUUGUCUUCGUCUUGUUUCUCGGACUCGGAUCUGUUGCUUGUAUCUUAAAAGUAUCUGCCCUCUGUACUGUUCUGCUUGCUAUAUAUAAUGGCCCUCCCACGAAGCCGCGAUCCGCGCAGAUAGAGUGAG
Messenger RNA from Schizophyllum commune H4-8, 1168 nucleotides. RefSeq names its product rRNA methyltransferase NOP1. NCBI's taxonomy places the organism in Eukaryota, Fungi, Basidiomycota, Agaricomycetes, Agaricales, Schizophyllaceae. Gene Ontology annotation, cellular component: nucleolus; small-subunit processome; box C/D methylation guide snoRNP complex. Gene Ontology annotation, biological process: box C/D sno(s)RNA 3'-end processing; rRNA methylation. The transcript is spliced from 5 exons. The record is from RefSeq and is a predicted model, not a curated record. Gene Ontology annotation, molecular function: rRNA methyltransferase activity; histone H2AQ104 methyltransferase activity; RNA binding. The coding region runs from base 75 to 1025 and encodes 316 amino acids.